Molecule: messenger RNA, 4125 nt
Organism: Hermetia illucens (black soldier fly)
Lineage: Eukaryota; Metazoa; Arthropoda; Insecta; Diptera; Stratiomyidae
Gene: Cap-D3
Product: condensin-2 complex subunit D3
Exons: 10
Coding region: 60-3971 (1303 amino acids)
Biological process (GO): mitotic chromosome condensation; meiotic chromosome condensation
Cellular component (GO): condensed chromosome, centromeric region
Molecular function (GO): histone binding
Source: RefSeq, a predicted model, not a curated record
AGAAACGUGCGUCUCUCGUAGAUUGGGUCGGCAUUUUCGCGUACAAUGAAUUUCUGGCCAUGGCACAAGUUUUGGAAUUAUUCGAGAAUUUGUCGAAAUUCUUUUCGAGACAUUUGACGCGCGAGCAAGUGGACGAGUGCUUUGAGAACGCCCAGUCCAACCAGGAAAAAGGAAACGCGACUGGCGGAAGUGGUCCCCGCAAUGAUGCAACCAACGACAGUUCAAGUGAUAGUGACGACGACGACGACUCCUCAAGCUCAGGAUCCUCCAGUGACGACGCAGCAGAUGGUGAUAUCAAUUCCUUCGAUGAAAUACCCAUCGUCAGGCAAGCCAUGCAAAACUCCCAAGUCACUUCCAUCUUGCUGGAGUUGUGUACAGCAAUCCGCGAGCUGCGAGCGUCCAACAAUGGUUACGAUAACACCUACGAUUGCUGGGACCGGGUCAUCACGGUAUCACCAAGAGAUCAGUAUUUAACGUUUAUUUAUACGCUUUUACGGCUCGCGCUGGCUGAACCUACCUCAAAGAUUUAUCGACAAUUAACACUGGCCAGUGCGCGCGCUUAUAUUCUAUCCUUGACGAUUCCUGGAUCGAAAGGUUUUCAUAUUUUUGAUGAUAAAAUGAUUGAGCAGGCGAUCGAAGUGUUCCAUUUAGUGGACAUGGUAAAGGAGCAGAACGUAUCCAGUCGAAUAUCUGCGUCGGAACUUACAGAGUUGUGGGUGAAUUUGGCGAAUUUUUGUGAUGAUCUAAAGAUAAUGUUUCGUUACGUUCACUUUGAGGAUUAUAAGGAUAUCAAGAAUGCGAUCAUAUGGGAGCUGAAUAAGUUGUUGUAUAAUAAUCACGUGCAUGGAUAUGUGAACACAUACGCAGCUACCUUGCACAGCAAAUGUUUUGAAAUUUACGAAGAGAUCGCAAAUGCUCACAACGGCGAUCCAGAAGAUACUUUAAUGAAAAUUAUGAAAAUCACUUGUUGCCUUCAUGUAUUCCCGCCAAAACCAAAACGACCAAAAAUGUUCAGCGCUUCAAUUGAUUCAUCCCAAUUCAACGAACACAUAUCAGAUUGGUUCGUGACGAUAAUCAACAAAUCACCACGAAUUGUAACAAAAAUACUGAAACACUUCAUUGAAUAUGUUGUAACCAAUCAGUUGAAGGGUGAAAAAGAGGAAAAAUCGCGACUUCUAGACUACGCAGCAAAAUAUGAUGCCGCACUCUACACGAAAUGCAAUGAAUCUAAUUUAGAUUUUCUUCUACAAGCUUCCAAUGCAGACGAUCUACAUAUAAGAACGAACGCUAUUGAAAUUCUGACCCGAAUCAUAUUGAUUGAAUCAAAAGUCAACUGGGAGGUGUUUCGUCAUGAAAUUUCAACGGUCCCACGUGAAGUUCACGCUAUCAAAGAACUGUUCAACCGACUAUUGGAUGUGAAUAACACAAUUAAACUAAAAGCCAUCAACGGAUUGCAACAGGCAGUUACCAAAGGUACUCCGGAUGCAAUGAAAAUCAUGUCUGAGGGAUUGAAGUUUGCUAUUUUCGACGACACCGGCGUUAUUCUUCCGGAGGAGCCGAGGAUUCGAUUUCGCGAAAUUCGCUACGAACGUCCAAAGCCAGUGGAUCCGAAUUAUACUUUCGAUGGACAUGAACUUCUCAAAGAAGAAUUCGUUAAGCUUCCAAAUAUUUUGUAUUUUUUAUUUAAGAAUAACGCUGCACAUGUGCGAAGAGGAGCAUUAUUAUUGCUUGAAACUGCUGUCCUGAAAAAUCCUUUUGUUAUAUACAGAACAAAGUUUGUACAGGAAGCUUCAAAACUAGGUGAAGAUAGUUCUCUUGAAGUGCGCAAACAAGCUCUGCAGAUGAUAGAUUCAAUAUUAAAUCAUUAUCCCAAUUGCUACCCAGUGAUUUAUGUAUGGUCUCAAAUAAUUGUACCUUUAUUCAAAGAUCCUGAUGCAAAGCUUGUUGAUCAGGCUUGGGAGUGCUUUCGAAAGCGAGUUUUCGAUAACAUUCGCGGUAUCGACAGUUCAAAUCAGGCUGAACAUUUUAUGCCGUGGGUAAUUUUCCGUGUGCUGCUUUCGACACAUCAGAGACAUUUUUUGCAGUCGUGCAUUUUAGAAUCGAUUAAUAAGAAAAUUUUAACUCAUAAGGUGUUAACGCUCAUUGAAUCUCAUACGUUAACUUCGAACUCGACGGAAGCAUGGAUUAUGUUAAGUUUUAUUGCUGGCAAGAUGAAGUGCAAGGAUGCUGACUCGCUCAUAUCAUCAUUUAUUAAAUCAACUUUAGAGCAAUCGUGGAACGCGGGACAAAAUCUACAAAUCAUUCUUGAAGUUCUGACAAUUUGGAUCAAUGAAUUCAGUCACAGUGCUCUGAACAUGGCAUUUAGCUGCAUCGUGAACCUCAUGAAAAGUGGAACAAUACCUCCGAGCAUAAUAUCAAAAGCAUUUAACUUUUGCAUUGCAAUCGCCACAAAAUCAGAAGAGAAUAAAAACUCUAACAGCAAACCAUCAUCAGCAACCAAGAGAAAAAGCAAAACACAAAUAAAAUGGAUGAAAGAUAUCCACAGCACUGCUGAGAAGCAUCUACUUGAAAACAUCGAUCGAUUCCAUGAAAAUCGAGCGCUUAUAAUGUCCUACUUGUUCUCGUAUUCAGAAGUGAAUCUUGAACUGUACGUUCGCCCUGAUCCGGCCAUAGUGCGGCUGAUUCAUAAAUAUCUGGAGGAGUACAUCGACACAAAUGAUACUGAUCUCUAUUCGGAGGAUGUAACAUUCCUGAAUCAAAUGAUCAUUUUGGCAGCGAGAUUUUCAAUCAGGGAUACGGCGGUAGCGAAUAUAACGUGUCUUCUGUUCCGAAUGAUUUUGAAGAAAACCGAUCGGCCCACAACCGUCAGUAACAUAAUUGUUUGCAUAACAGACCUGUGUAAAAAACAUACUCAAAUCGUUGAGCUCGCAUUGGCGGAAAUCAUAUCGAAAUUACGUUCACCCUAUCUUGAAAUCCGCCUGAUAACCUUUAAAAACUUAGCUCAAAUGGUGCUGCAAGAUCUGGUGAAAUUACGAGGAAAUUUGCUUCUAUCUUUGAUGGCCGUCCUGUUGGACGGUGAUCGAGAGCUCUCGAAUCGCGCCACGGAGUUCUUUUUCACAUAUUUGGAGAGAAAGAACUCAAUACUUUUUCAGACUUGUCUGUUAGAGUGUCCUUUUGUAUACAAUGGAUAUUUUGAUUUUGAAGGCUUCGAAAGUUUUUCACCGGCUGAAAUGCAAAUUGAAUCACCAUUAAAAGGUGACGAGAACGCAUCGCUGAGGCAAUUGCUUUACAAAGCAUUCAUGUCAGAGCAGGAAGAGACUGUGCUUUUAAUGUUCUUUGAGAAUUUAAAAUUGGUUCACUCAAAAAUUGUAAAAGACCCGUCCAUCAAUAGCGUAGAAGGACAUUCCAUGAUCAAGGACAUGUUAUUUAUCCUGAAAGAGAUUUGCUAUCAAACCUUUCCUAAAUCUUCCGCACAAGCAUCCAGUGAAGAGCCCAACGACAUGGAUUGCGAUGCACAAAUGCCGACACAGGGAGCAGCGCCAACUGCAGCAGCGAAUGAAUCUCAAUCAAAAGAAAACUCAAAAAAGAAAAAAUCAGUUCCUACCAUGAAUCAAGCUCUUUCUCUAAUCGAAAAAAUGAUUUGUCUUAUUCCAAAAAUCGCCGAGCAUGUCAUGAAAUGGGACUCGUCUUUCGAGCAACCAAUUCAAGAUCUUGCUAUUGCGGUUUGUUGUCGAUUUGAAAAUCUCGCAGAAUUCGCGCAACCUCAAUCAUUUUGGGCACCGCAUAAGAAAAAGGCAAAAGCUACUUUGACGCCAUCGAAAAAGAGAAAACCACCCCAAGUGGUGAGGGCGGACAGUGAGUCAGAUAUAGAGGAGGAAGAUGAUACACAAAAAAAACCACGUUCCAAUGAAUGUGUUCAGAAAUCCAGUGAUAAACCAAUUUCAUUAUUGUUUAAACCACUUUUAUUGUAAGUAAACAUUUGUCAUUUUAAGUGGAAAAACACUAGACUAACUGCUAGAUUUUAAGGAUAUUGACCGUGAAGUAUAUACCGUAAAGUAAAAGAAUGUAAGAAUGCAACAGUUUUCAUGCAACAUUUAAACAUUUCAAUUGUAAAUAAAGUCUCGA